UAUUAAAUUUUUAAUUAAUAAUGAGAUAAAAAUAACAAAUUUAAAAAACUAAAAGAUUUAAGUGCUUAAAAAAUGCAUCCUGCCUAAUAAUAAUAGCGCACAAAGAAACAGAGACACAGAAGAAAAAAAAUAUUAUAAUCAACAAUAAUCGUCAAACCCCUCAAUUCCAAAACCCUAGCUCUCUCUCUUUCUCUCUCUCGUCGCAUCUACUUCAGAGAUUGCGGCGAUGUCGACCCCUGCAAGAAAGAGAUUGAUGAGAGAUUUUAAGAGGUUGCAGCAAGAUCCACCUGCAGGGAUCAGUGGAGCACCCCAAGACAACAACAUAAUGCUUUGGAAUGCUGUGAUUUUUGGACCUGAUGAUACCCCUUGGGAUGGAGGUACGUUCAAGUUGACUCUACAGUUUACUGAGGACUAUCCAAACAAACCUCCAACAGUGCGAUUUGUUUCCCGGAUGUUCCAUCCAAAUAUUUAUGCAGAUGGUAGCAUCUGUUUGGAUAUUUUACAAAAUCAAUGGAGUCCCAUUUAUGAUGUGGCAGCUAUACUCACGUCCAUACAGUCGUUGCUCUGUGACCCCAACCCCAAUUCUCCUGCAAAUGCAGAAGCUGCUCGGAUGUUUAGUGAAAACAAGCGGGAGUACAACCGCAGAGUUAGGGAAAUUGUGGAGCAGAGCUGGACAGCAGACUAGUCGUUGUGCUCUGACAGCAGCAAAGUUCAAGUUUAUGUGAAGCUUUGGAGAGCAUGUAAUAAGUAGUAGCAUGGCCAUUAAGAAUCAUCCUGUGACAUUAUCUACUUUUAUUCUGUACCCUUGGCUUCCCUCCCAAUUAUGAAUGUUAGGGUUACUUUGUCUCUGCUUUAAUGUGAGUUUCCUUGUUGCUUGUCUUUAGGCUUCUUGUAAAAUAGAAAAAUUGUGUAUCAGUCAAUUACCGUUGAAUUGUUAUGAAUUCGUGCUUCAAUAUAAAAAGUAGUUGUUGACUGGUUUAA
Molecule: messenger RNA, 981 nt
Organism: Ricinus communis (castor bean)
Lineage: Eukaryota; Viridiplantae; Streptophyta; Magnoliopsida; Malpighiales; Euphorbiaceae
Product: ubiquitin-conjugating enzyme E2 2
Exons: 7
Coding region: 227-685 (152 amino acids)
Source: RefSeq, a predicted model, not a curated record